AUGAUUUAUGAAUUGCCAACUGAGUUCCAGUUCAGGAGAAAGGGGGCCUUAAAUAACGGCCCGAGGAAUUCUCAGGUACUCCUGCAAAAAAAAUGGGGAAAAUGCACACUGGACCUCAUGAUGAUUUCACAAAAGGUUUUCAUUACAUCUAGCCACGUGUACUUCCUAUUUCCAUUAUCCCCUUGGGUUCUGCUCUGGUGCACGUUAGCGCAGACAGCGCGUCCACAAGCAGGUUUUACAUGGAUCCUUUUUGGGGUCCGUCUGACAAAGAGUGGCCCGGUUAGCUCAAUUGGCAGAGCGUGGGACUUUUAA
Molecule: messenger RNA, 312 nt
Organism: Rasamsonia emersonii CBS 393.64
Lineage: Eukaryota; Fungi; Ascomycota; Eurotiomycetes; Eurotiales; Trichocomaceae
Exons: 4
Coding region: 1-312 (103 amino acids)
Source: RefSeq, a predicted model, not a curated record